AUGGAUAAAUUACAACCAUAUCUCACAAAGGCUUAAGACCUCUACAAGAAAUUCUAUGAAAAGAGAGGAAAGAAAGGAUUAGUGCAAGCAGCAGCUCUAGGUUUGGGAUUGUUGUUCCUUCAAUAUUAAGUACGAAAAUAUAAUGGAUGGUUAAAGAAGAAGAGUGUGGCUAAUUAACAUAUCUUCAUUACAGGAGGAGCCAGUGGUAUUGGAAGAAACAUGGCAAAAAGAUUUGCUAGAUUAGGAGCUAAAAUAUCAAUUGUUGAUGUGAAUACAACUGCUUUGUAAGAAGUUGUAGAUGCAAUUAAUAAGGAAUUAGGGAAUAAAACUGCAUUUGGAGUUUAUUGUGAUGUUAGUGAUCCAUAAUCUGUGAAAAAUGCAAUUUCAGAAUCCAUUACUUUCCACAAUAGGAGCAUAGAUAUUUUGAUUAAUAAUGCAGGUGUUGUAAGUGGAAGAUAACUUCUCCAAAAUUCAGAAGCUGGUAUUACUAAAACUAUCAAUAUCAAUACAACUGCACAUCAUUGGACAGUGAGAGAAGUUCUAGCAAAUAUGAUGGAAAAUAAUCACGGCCAUAUUGUUACUAUUGCUUCAAUUGCAGGCUUGGUUGGAGUCAGAGGAUUAGUUGAUUAUUGUGCUUCUAAAUUUGGGGCUGUUGGUUUUGAUGAAUCCCUUAGAUUUGAAUUAAGAGCUAAAAAAUCUAAAGUGAGAACUACUUGUAUUUGUCCCUAUUUCAUCAACACUGGAAUGUUCGAUGGAGCUAAAUCCAGGUUUCCUCUUCUAUUCCCAAUUCUAUCUGAAGAGUAUGCAUCUCAAAGAAUCGUCAAUGCAAUUCUCCAAAAUGAAACUGUUGUUAUUAUGCCUGUUAUUCUUAAUUUUGCUAUUAUGAUAAAGGCAUGCUUUCCAACAUGUGUGUAUGACAAUAUGAUGGAACUAUUUGGAGUCAGUGAAUCAAUGGAUCAUUUUAAAGGUAGAGCAUAAUCAAAAUGA
Molecule: messenger RNA, 987 nt
Organism: Paramecium tetraurelia
Lineage: Eukaryota; Ciliophora; Oligohymenophorea; Peniculida; Parameciidae
Exons: 4
Molecular function (GO): oxidoreductase activity, acting on the CH-OH group of donors, NAD or NADP as acceptor
Source: RefSeq, a predicted model, not a curated record